Messenger RNA from Acyrthosiphon pisum (pea aphid), 2762 nucleotides. RefSeq lists its product as uncharacterized. The annotation marks the transcript as partial. The transcript has 10 exons. NCBI's taxonomy places the organism in Eukaryota, Metazoa, Arthropoda, Insecta, Hemiptera, Aphididae. The record is from RefSeq and is a predicted model, not a curated record.
CAUUGAAUUUAGUAGAUAAUGUUGAAAAUACUGAUUUAUCAUGUCUGAACAAUGAAAAAAACUAUCAUGUUGUGAAUAGUUUGAAUUCAUGUGACGAAGUAUGGAAUACUGUUAAUAACAUUGUAAAUACUAAUUUAGUAUGUUUGGGUAAUGAUACUGAGAAAGCCAAUGAUUUUGUAAAUGAUUUGGACUCAAUGUUGAAAACUUUAAGUAAUAUUGGAACUACUAGUCUAUCAUAUUCAACUAGUUGUAAUGUCAAGGGAAUCGUAGACAAUUUGAACUUUUAUGAUGAUGCGUUGAAUAUAGUAGAUAAUGUUGAAAAUACUGAUUUGUCUUGUCUGAGCAAUGAAAAAAACAAUAAUGUUGUGAAUAGUUUGAAUUCAUAUGAUGAAGGUGUUUUGAAUAAUGUCAAUAAUGUUGGAAAUACUGAUUUGGCAUGUCCGAGUAAUGCAAAAAACAAUAAUGUUGAGAAUAGUUUGAAUUUGUGUGACGAAGUUUGGAAUACUACCAAUAACGUUGGAAAUACUGAUUUAGUAUGUUUGGGUACUGAUAUUGAGAAAGCCAAUGAUUUUGUAAAUGGUGGUUUGAACUCAAGUGACGGAGUCCUGAUAACUGUAAAUAAUGUUGCAACCACUGGUCUAUCAUACUCAAAGAAUUGGAAUGACAAGGAAGUUAUAGACAAUUCUAAUUUAUAUCAUAAAGUGUCAAGAACUGUAGAUAACAAUGAAAGUACUAGUUUACCUAAUUUGAUUAAUGAGAAUUGCAACAACAUUAUGGAAAAUUCUGAUCCAUAUCAAGAAGAUUUUAAUUAUGAUUCAAGAUCAGAUUAUGAGUAUGAUUCCGGAUCAGAUUACCUACCGCCAUCCCAAAUUCACUGUGAGAGUAUGCGUUCUGAUGAUGAAGUAUCAUUGAAAUCAGAUAUUAAUGUAAAUAAAUGUAAUGAUAGUGACAACGAAUCGGAUAACUCAUCAUCUAUCGUGGGGAACAAACAACUUAGUGUACUCAAUCCAAAAGACACCAUUGCUUCAAAAAAUACCAAAGCUGGAUACAAUUUUAGUGCAUCAGUUCAGUGUUCAAGGAAAAAGCCAAUCGACAAUAAGAGAUUAUGGGACAAAACUGAUUGUUGUAUAUUUUGUGAAGAAAAUAUUACCAAUUUUACUAGACACAUUAUUAGAAAGCAUGCAUCAGAAAUAGAAGUGGCUCGAUACCUUUCUUUUCCACAAGGAAGUAAAGACAGAAAAAUUCUUUCAGAUCAACUUCGUAAACGAGGAAAUUUCUUAUGUAAUGUUGGUAGCGAACAAGUUAUUAAACCUUUAAGAAGGCCAAAUGAAUUUUCAACAACUUCAAACGCAGCAGAUUACUUACCUUGUAAAUACUGUUAUGGCUUAUAUAAAAAGAAGUAUUUAUAUAGACAUGAAAAAAUUUGUAAAAGCGUUAAAACUGAACUGAAAGGCAGAAAUAAAGCUCAGGCAGAUGCUCAAAAUCUAUUACUAACAUUUACUGAUACUGAUGAACAACUAGUUAAAGAAGUGUUUCCCAGAAUGGCAGUGGAUAGUAUUUCUCUGAUAGCAAAAACCGAUUCAUUAAUUAAAUCGUUUGGAUCAAGAUACUUAAAAUGCCAUCGUGAAAAACAUCUAGUCAAUAUUGUAUCUCAAAAAAUGAGAACACUUGCAAGACUCCUAAUUCAGAUGAGAAAUGAGGAUUCUAAUAUUAAAUCAUUGCUAGACUACUUAACUCCAAAAUAUUUUGAUAAAAUAAUAAAAUGUACUAAAAUUGUAGCUGGAUAUGAUGCUGAAAAUGACAAAUUUGGUUCACCGUCCAUUGUUUUAAAAAUGGGAAGUGCCUUAAAACAGUGUUGCGAUAUCGCUGAGUUUAACAUUUUAAAAGAAAGUAAACACUUGGAUCUGGAUGAUACACAAAAAAAAAUUAAAAAGUCACUUCUAAACAUGAGAUCAAUUAUCGAAAAACAGUGGUCAUAUGAAAUUUCUACUAAUGCAUGUAAGGAGAUAUUCCAAAAAAAAUGGAAUAAACCGGCAUAUCUUCCACUAACGUCAGACUUGAAAGAAAAUUCAAACAACAUCAAAUCUUACAGAGAACUGCAAGAAAGCAUACUUAGUCAACUUAUUUUAUUGAACAGGAGAAGAUCCGGAGAAGUUCAAAGAAUUUUUUUACAAACAUAUUUAUGUGCUCCUUCUGAGAUAUCACAAGAAGAAGUAGACUUUUCACUAUCUGAAGUAGAGAAACAAUUGACUAAACAAUUCAAAAGAAUUAUUAUCAGAGGAAAACGUGGCCGUGGUGUGCCUAUAUUAUUUACAACUAACAUGCAAAAAACGAUCAAGUUUUUACUGGCAAUACGAGAAACUAGCAGUUUUAUUGAUAAAGAAAAUCCUUAUUUAUUCGCUUUACCUAAUUCAAUGAACUCUUUAAGAGGCUCAGAUGCCAUUCGUAAAUUAGCUAAAGAAUCAGGAGCCAAAAAUCCUGAAAAUCUGACCUCUACAAAGUUAAGAAAACAAAUUGCAACCGUAGCACAGUUAUUAAAUUUAUCUGAAAAUGAUAUUGAACAGUUAGCGAACUUCCUUGGUCAUACUAAAGAUGUGCAUAAACAUUUUUACCGAUUAUCAGAGAGUACGUUCCAGGUUGCUAAAAUUAGCAAAAUGUUGCUAAUGAUGGAAAAAGGUCAAGGACAUGAAUUUAGGGGGAAAAACUUAGAUGAAAUAGAUAUAAAUGUAGAAGCCUUAGUUUCAGAUGAAGAAAAUGAAGAU